Messenger RNA from Conger conger (European conger), 842 nucleotides. RefSeq names its product fragile histidine triad diadenosine triphosphatase (gene fhit). The record is from RefSeq and is a predicted model, not a curated record. Gene Ontology annotation, biological process: negative regulation of proteasomal ubiquitin-dependent protein catabolic process; intrinsic apoptotic signaling pathway by p53 class mediator; diadenosine triphosphate catabolic process. Gene Ontology annotation, molecular function: ubiquitin protein ligase binding; bis(5'-adenosyl)-triphosphatase activity. Lineage: Eukaryota; Metazoa; Chordata; Actinopteri; Anguilliformes; Congridae. Gene Ontology annotation, cellular component: cytoplasm; nucleus; plasma membrane. Bases 167 to 643 code for a protein of 158 amino acids. The transcript is spliced from 7 exons.
GCUUUCCAUCCUUCCAUCCAGGAAGUAGCAUGUGAGCCCGGGUCUGGCAGAGACUUUAAAACAGGCUUGGGAGAAAAAAGGCGAGGGAGCGGGAGGAAGAGUCCAAGCACACGCCUCUGGAUCCUAGCGCCGUUGUUCAGUGAUCGUUACUGCUAGGCUAGAGCUGAUGCGUGUGCCUGGAAAUAUGAACACAUCCACAUUUCGUUUUGGCCAGCACAUCAUCAAGGCAUCAGCAGUGUUUCUUCAGACGGAAUUGUCCUUUGCGCUGGUAAAUCGAAAACCAGUGGUCCCUGGACAUGUGCUGGUGUGUCCUCUCCGCGUUGUCGAACGCUUCCGUGACCUGCAUCCGGAGGAGGUGGCCGACUUAUUCAAGACGACGCAGAGAGUGGCAGAUGUUGUGGAGACUCAGUUCCAGGGCUCCUCCCUGACCAUCGCUAUCCAGGAUGGCCCUGAAGCUGGACAGACUGUGAAGCAUGUUCAUGUUCAUGUCCUCCCGAGAAGGGCUGGGGACUUUGAGAGAAAUGACAGCAUUUACGAUGAGCUCCAGAAACAUGAUCGGGAGGAUGAGGACACUCCAGCACAGUGGAGAACAGAGGAGCAGAUGGCAUCAGAAGCCAGCACUCUAAGGAAACGCUUUAACUGAACCUGCCAGGAAUCCUAUGCGUACAGACCAUCAAAUUAAAUUUCAAGAGAAAUGUAACAUUUUGAUAGCAUUCCACAACAACUCAAUUCCAGUCUCUUAAACUCCUUCUGCAAGCUGUACUUUUCUCAGGUCUGGAGGUCUGCGCAAUACUCUUGGUUAGCACCGAUGUGAUAUAUUAAAUUUCUCAUUAUUACCUGUA